CUUUUUUAUAACGUGGUCUUAGUAAUUGCGGUAUAUAAAUUGUGUUUUCAUACAAGUCUACAAUAAAGCUACAUAUAAUUUGAUAUAUUUUUUUAAAAUAAAAAAUGUCGUUAAUCAAACGCAUUAAAACCUAUGUGACAGGAUCUUCACAAACUAGUGAAAAGAAACUUGCUGUGAUAAGAAGUAACAAUAAGGACACUUUUACCGCUUUCGGUCCUCAAAGUCCGCCGCCGGAAAUUAGUGAGAGAGAUAUUGAGAUUCUUCAAGACAGCUGGAAAAUAGUGCAACAGAAUGUUGCCGAAGUUGGAAUUAUUACGUUUGUUGGCCUGUUUGAGACCCAUCCAGAAGUCCACGAUGCUUUCAUGUCAUAUCGAGGAGUCAACACGUCUGACCUCGAAUACAACGCCAUUCUUCGUAAACAUGCGUUAAGAGUUAUGGGGACUGUGGACAAGUGUAUUUAUAGAGUUGACAACAGGGACAAGUUGCGAGAGCUCAUGACGGAGUUGGGAAUUCGGCACAAGAACUAUUCCGUGAAAAUGGAAUUUAUCGAUCUAAUGGGCCCCCAGUUCAUCAGCUCAAUCAAGCCCCAUUUGGAAACAAUGUGGACAGACGAACAUGAGAAAGCCUGGGAGAAUUUAUUCAAGCUCAUGUGCUACCACAUGAAGAAGGGAAUGUGUAGUAUAUGAUAAAGGUGUUACAGUUUAAUUUGAGGGCAGCGCUUUGACCAUUUAGACCUUUUGUCAUGAAUGCACAAACACGGAAUGCACAAACGUGUUUGUGAAUAGCAUUUUAAGCACGUACACCAUACUAUAACAAUUCCUUGUAAAGACAGUACAAUUUCAAACAAUUGAAAUAUACUGGAAUAUUAAUAAAAUAAAAAUAAAAUAUUUUGUGCACAACUGAAUUCAAGUUUUGUCUAAUACGAAAAUAACUUUAGUUAUACCAGAAAUCUUAAUCCAAACUCUUAAACUACAUUGGAUUCAUUGUUUUCACAUAGAACACAGAGUUUAAUGAUUUGCAUUUGAUAAAACUUGAAGAUGUUGAAAUAAUUCCUACGUAUAACAUGUGCGUCAGGGAUAAGCAUUUCUUAUUUAGUAUAGCGUUAUAACAGUUUAGGACAAUUGUCCUUAUUAACAUAUCAGUGUGCAUGUUGCCUGUCAGUUAAGUAGUUAUCAUCUGAUUAUUGAUUGACUAUAGACGAUGGUGCAUACUUUUCGUGUAAUCAAUGCCAUUGGAGCCUUUUAUUGUAUUUAUAAUGAAAUAAGAUGGCAAUUUCGUCAGAAAGACUACAUAAGUGGAUUUUAUUCAUCUAUAGAGAUGUGUCUCUAAAAACAAACAUCUAUGUGUUCAGACCUUCAAUAGAUGGAAUUAAAGUGUAUAUUCAGGGCAUUUAUUUUGUAUGUAGUUCAAUUAUUGAUAGUAUUAUUAGUGUAUAUAUAUUGAACAGUCAAGUUUUUAUUUGCAAACUUUUGAAGUCAAUUCACCGCGGAAUCAUACAUAUUUUUAUUUCAUUACCAUCAGUGUCCUACAGAAAUCAUGUCGUGCAAAGUUAACGAUUAAUAAACUGUACAUAUUGAAUAUUUUGCUAUGUUUUCAUUUGCGGUCUUUUAAAGUUCAAUAUGUUACUUUGUAUUGACACUCUUCCGACCUUACACCCUAUACACCAAUAAUAUUUGUAAAGUGAAUAUGCUUUUUAUUAAUUGAAUGCAUUUACUAAAUUUCAUUCAAUGUUAAAAGGCAUAUAGUCCAGACAAGAUUCAUUCUAACAUGAAGUUAUUACCUUAUGUA
Molecule: messenger RNA, 1788 nt
Organism: Mya arenaria
Lineage: Eukaryota; Metazoa; Mollusca; Bivalvia; Myida; Myidae
Product: cytoglobin-1-like
Exons: 3
Coding region: 105-686 (193 amino acids)
Molecular function (GO): oxygen binding; heme binding
Source: RefSeq, a predicted model, not a curated record